Molecule: messenger RNA, 2405 nt
Organism: Camelina sativa (false flax)
Lineage: Eukaryota; Viridiplantae; Streptophyta; Magnoliopsida; Brassicales; Brassicaceae
Source: RefSeq, a predicted model, not a curated record
GGGAAUGAUCCUCAUCUGGAUUCUGAGGCUGAGGGCACGAGUAUAAACGGCACUUACCGAAAUAACUGGUGGCGAAUAAGAUACGCGGCGGCUGGUUUGAUGACCUAGUCAGCAACAACUCGGUGAACUCCGGACGUGUAAGUAUGAGCGCACAACAUUUGGAUACGAAACGAAACCUAGCGAUUGUUUUAUUACACGAUCUCGAGAGUAUCUCGUGAAUGAUAUCAAUCGGGAUGGGAUCUAAGUCUCCUUCCCUUUCCAUCGAGUUUUUUCAAAGAUCGUGUUUAGGGUUCCAGUUCUAGCCUUAACGUAUGCUCCAAUUUAGAGUUUUAGAAGUGCCAUCACUCUAGAACCCCUAAUGGGCCUAAUGGGCCGUGUUAAAUUUUACCCAAUAAGAGAUUUUGUUUCUCACUUCGCAAGUCCAACGCUCAAUCUGAUUUUGACUCGAAUCAUCCAUCUCUUCCCCAUGGCUCUGAAUUCUUCAGCUUUCCUCGUUCCAUGUCACAAUUACAAUCAAAUUUGUGAUCUUCUUCUCUCUUCAGCUCGAACAAGAUCGACUUUUAAAGGGCUUCAGCUUCAUGGCUAUAUCGUUAAAUCAGGGCUUUCACUUAUCCCUCUCGUCGCGAACAAUCUCAUUAAUUUCUACUCCAAAUCACAGCUUCCGUUUGAUUCACGCCGAGCUUUCGAAGACAGCCCACAAAAGAGUGCGACGACUUGGAGUUCAAUCAUCUCUUGUUUUGCUCAGAACGAGCUCCCAUGGAUGUCACUCGAGUUUCUCAGGAAAAUGAUGGCGGGAAACCUUAGGCCUGACGAUCAUGUUCUUCCGUCAGCUACGAAGUCUUGUGGGAUUUUGAGUCGUUGUGAUAUUGGUAGAUCGGUUCAUUGUCUAUCGAAGAAGACUGGGUACGACGCUGAUGUGUUCGUGGGGAGUUCUUUGGUUGAUAUGUAUGCGAAAUGUGGAGAUAUUGUUAAUGCGAGGAACGUGUUCGACGAAAUGCCUCUGAGAAAUGUUGUUACUUGGAGUGGGAUGAUGUAUGGGUAUGCGCAAAUGGGUGAAAAUGAGGAAGCUUUGUGGUUGUUUAAAGAAGCUUUGUUUGAGAAUCUCGCUGUUAAUGAUUACUCGUUUUCGACUGUUCUUUGUGUAUGUGCCAAUUCGACUCUUCUUGAGUUAGGUAGACAGAUUCAGGGACUGUGCGUUAAGUCGAGCUUUGACUCGUCUAGCUUUGUGGGAAGUUCAUUAGUGUCAUUGUAUUCCAAGUGUGGUGUUCUCGAAGGAGCGUAUAAGGUUUUCGACGAGGUGCCUUUGAAGAAUCUUGGGAUUUGGAACGCGAUGCUUAAGGCGUGUGCACAACACUCGCAUACUCAAGAAGUUAUUGAGUUGUUCAAACGGAUGAAACUAUCUGGAAUCAAACCAAAUUUUAUAACUUUUCUGAACCUGCUCAAUGCUUGUAGCCACGCGGGUCUAGUUGAGGAAGGGAGAUACUACUUUGAUCUGAUGAAAAAAUCGAGAAUAGAGCCGACGGAUAAGCAUUAUGCUUCCUUGGUGGAUAUGUUGGGACGAGCUGGUAAACUAGAAGAAGCACUCGAAGUUAUCACGACUAUGCCAAUUGAUCCCACGGAAUCAGUAUGGGGAGCUUUAUUAACGAGUUGUACAAUACACAAGAACACAGAGCUUGCAGCAUUUGCAGCUGACAAGGUCUUCGAAUUAGGACCGGUGAGCUCAGGUAUGCACAUUUCGUUAUCGAAUGCGUAUGCAGCUGAUGGAAGAUUCGAAGACGCAGCGAAAGCUAGAAAACUGCUUAGAGACAGAGGGGAAAAGAAGGAAACAGGGCUAAGUUGGGUUGAAGAAAGGAACAAAGUUCAUACAUUUGCAGCUGGAGAAAGACGCCAUGAGAGAAGCAAGGAGAUAUAUGAGAAGCUGGCUGAGUUAGGGGAAGAGAUGGAGAAAGCAGGUUAUGUUGCAGACACGAGCUUUGUUCUAAGAGAAGUGGACAGAGACGAGAAGAAUCAGACCAUAAGGUAUCAUAGUGAGAGAUUAGCUAUUGCUUUUGGACUGAUCACGUUUCCGGCUGAUAGACCAAUCCGGGUGAUGAAGAAUCUGCGUGUUUGCGGUGAUUGCCAUAACGCAAUCAAGUUCAUGUCCAUAUGUACGGGACGAGUGAUCAUUGUUAGAGAUAACAAUCGGUUUCAUCGGUUUGAAGAUGGCAAAUGUUCUUGUAAUGACUAUUGGUGAAGAAGACAACAAACGAGAAUUGGUUUAUAUUUAAACACAACGUCUACUUCUUCUUCUUGAUCAUCCUUUGUUUUAGGAUAAAAUCACUACUUAUAUGGCUAUGUAUGUUUUUAUUAGGGACUGAAUGUGUUUCCAGACAUAGCACUAAUAAGACUAUUUUUUUUGUUGACCA